AUUAAUCAAACACAGUUCCAUUUUUCGUCUGGUUAAAAGCUGAAAUUUACAUAGUUUUGAAGUCAUGGCGGAAUCCGAAACAGGUUAUGGUAGAUCCAGUCUUGAGGAUAUAUUCAAUAGAACACUCUUUGCUGAUGUUUUUUACAAGUUGACAUGGGGUUUGGAUAUCAGUAGAAUCGUGCUAGUAGUCUCACAUGGGGAGUUAGUAUAUACAAGUAACGCCUUUUUUUAUCAUGUCGUUAAUGGAUUUCCCCAGGCCUUAGGAUUUACUAUUUGUACUACAAAUAAUAUUGAGCUGUUUCGUAAAACCGAACUUAGCAAAUGGGUGAAAAUAAUUCAAAUUAACAGCUUCAUCGCUCACAUAACACCUUUGGCAGUGAUAAACUUGAUGAAUGCCCAUGGCAUGAUAUACUAUACACCAUAUGCUCCAGGUUAUCAAGACUUCAAUGGUCCAUAUGGCUACCAAUAUUAAAUCAAGAUUACAUGAACAACAAAUAAUAUUACUAUUAUAAACAUUAUGGAUUGUACGAUUUCAUUUUAUGGGUGGAAGGACUUAACAAAACAUUUACCAUUACAUUGCUUAUUCACAACACUACAUAUAUACUUCAAACGAACCACAGCAAAAAGAAACAAAUGAACAUUUUUUAACAGACAAGCAAUUUAAAAACCAGAGGAAAAGGAAUAACAAAGAAACUAACAAAGAAAAAUAU
Molecule: messenger RNA, 710 nt
Organism: Teleopsis dalmanni
Lineage: Eukaryota; Metazoa; Arthropoda; Insecta; Diptera; Diopsidae
Exons: 5
Coding region: 65-472 (135 amino acids)
Source: RefSeq, a predicted model, not a curated record